AUGGUGGACUGGCUCAGUCUCGCCGUGCCACUCGCCUACCUCGGCGUGCUAAUCGGCUCCCUCGCUACAUUCUCUUCUCUUUACCGAAAGCGAAAGGCCCAAAAAGCCGCCUCUCUGGAAGCAUGGUUCCCCGCCCACCUCCAGCGCGACAUCUACUUCUCCCUCAUGCACCUCGACCCGAGCUCUCAAUCCGAAAAGAAAACCCCCGCAGUCCCCGAGUCCGUCCUAAAAGCCUCCCUCCUCCGCCGCGCAACAGAAGACAUCCGCCGCGUCAUGACGCUCCGCUCCCAGAAAAAUGCCCUCUCCGCGCUCCUGCAGCGCGGCAGCGUAGGCGACGACCUGUGGCAGCGGUUCCUGCGCGCGGAGAAGGAAAUGGAAGAUGAAGUGCGCGAUGUCGUGGCUGAGGCGAAUGCGUAUGUUCCCGGGUGGGGACAGGUCAUUUUCCAGUCUGCGAAUGAGAUGUUGAAUAAUGAUCUUUAUCGGGAGCGGGUGAGAGAGCACCAGGAGAAGGUUGCUGAGGAGAGGGCGUGGUGGGAUAAGAAGAAGAGUAGUAUUCAGGAGGGAUUUAUGAGGGAGUUGAAUGAGGAGGAGGAGAAGGGUUCUUCUGGGGCUACGCCUGCUACGCCAGCUAAGACUGGUGAGAAGGUGCCUGUGGCGCCGGCGCCUGCUUCGGUGCAGGGCAGUGAUGAUGAUGCCGUGUUGGUUGAGGCGGAUCCGUCGGUGACUAGUCCUGGGAGUCCGGGAUCGGGUGCUGGUGGUGGGAAGAAGAAGAAGGGGAAGGGGAAGAAAUAG
Molecule: messenger RNA, 792 nt
Organism: Penicillium daleae
Lineage: Eukaryota; Fungi; Ascomycota; Eurotiomycetes; Eurotiales; Aspergillaceae
Product: Sec63 complex subunit SEC66
Exons: 2
Coding region: 1-792 (263 amino acids)
Biological process (GO): post-translational protein targeting to membrane, translocation
Cellular component (GO): Sec62/Sec63 complex
Source: RefSeq, a predicted model, not a curated record